AUGUUACAUAAAGGGCCGGAAGCAGGGCCCAAGACCACCAAUAGAAAGCUUGGGAGGAUUGAGCGUAAUCCUUUAAGAAGACUUUACUUUCAAAGAGUAUUUCGUAAUCGUAUAGAAUUGUUGCUUUCCGCACAGACCGUCGUGGGGCAAGUGUUGGCAAUCCUUGUCUUUGUACUAAGCAUCGGCUCUCUAAUAAUCUAUUUCAUCAAUUCAAGAGACCCUGUUCGAGAGUGUUCUUCACAUCGAGACAAAACCAUCCCUGUUGAUUUGAGUUUCAAUGUUUUCUUUACUUUUCAUUUUGGGUUGAGGUUUUGGGCAGCUGAAGACAAGGUCAAGUUCUGGCUGGAGAUGAAUUCAAUUGUAGACAUUUUUACUAUCCCACCAACCUUUAUUUCUUAUUAUUUGAAGACUAAUUGGCUAGGUUUAAGGUUUCUGAGAGCUCUGCGGUUGCUCGAACUCCCUAAAAUCCUACAGAUCCUCAAGAUCAUCAGGACCAGUAAUUCAGUGAAGCUUUCUAAACUCUUGUCAAUCGUUAUCAGUACCUGGUUCACAGCUGCAGGAUUCCUUCACCUGGUGGAAAAUUCUGGUGACCCCUGGCUCAAUGGCAGGAACUCACAGUCAAUGUCAUAUUUCGAGGCCAUUUAUCUGGUAACAGCAACAAUGUCAACUGUUGGCUUUGGGGAUAUUGUGGCCAAGACAGCCCUAGGACGGAUUUUCAUUGUUUUCUUCACCCUUGGAAGUUUGAUACUGUUUGCAAACUGCGUCCCAGAAAUGGUGGAGCUUUUUACCAGCAGGAAGAAGUACACCAAGCCCUAUGAAGCGGUCAAAGGAAAGAAGUUCAUCGUGGUCUGUGGAAACAUCACAGUUGACAGUGUGACUGCCUUUCUUAGGAAUUUUCUCCGCCAUAAGGCAGGAGAAAUCAAUAUGGAUAUUGUGUUCCUUGGAGAGGCUCCUCCGUCCUUGGAAUUGGAGACCUUACUGAAGUGCUCCUUGUCCUACACGACGUUUGUAUGUGGCUCCGCUCUGACAUUCGAGGACCUGAAGCGAGUUUCAAUGGAGUAUGCAGAAGCUUGCCUGAUUCUAGCCAACCCCUUGUGCAGUGACUUGCAGGCUGAAGACAAUUCAAACAUCAUGAGGGUGCUUUCUAUUAAGAACUACUCUUCCCAUACCAGAGUCAUCAUUGAGCUCCUUCAGUCCCACAACAAGGGUUUCCUGUCAAAAAUCCCCGGCUGGAACUGGAGUACUGGUGACAAUAUCAUCUGCUUUGCAGAGCUAAAGCUUGGAUUUAUAGCCCAAGGCUGCUUGGUGCCAGGCCUGUGCACCUUUCUGACCACUCUGUUUAUUGAGCAGAACCAAAAGGUUUUCCCUAAAUAUCCCUGGCAAAAAUAUUUCUUGAACAGCUUGAAGAACAAAAUUCUAACACAGCACCUCUCUAACGACUUUGUUGGGAUGACAUUUCCUGCGGUUUCCCGGCUUUGCUUUGUGAAGAUGCAGCUCAUGCUGAUAGCCAUCCAGCACAAGUCCCAAUUUCACAAUUGUUGUAGUCUCAUACUAAAUCCCUCUGCACAAGUGAAGCUGAGUAAGGACACCUUGGGGUUCUUUAUUGCUGAGUCCCCUCAAGCUGUCAAAAGGGCCUUCUUUUACUGCUCCACCUGUCACAAGGAUGUGUAUACUCCUGAGCUAAUUGGACAAUGUGAUUGCAAAAACAACCAGCAACAAGCCCGAGGGCCAGACAUCGUGGUGAUAAAAGGCAACAAUAAGAAACCCACUUGCAAUCCAGAAAAUCAGGAUUCUGUUUCAAGAGAACAGGAGAGCUUUCUUGCCAUUCUUGAGAAUAGGAAUGGGGUAUAUGACAACGUGGAGGACACUACCGAGCCGCUGGACAGCAAUGGGAUGUUUCACUGGUGCCAAUCAACACCCUUGGACAAGGUGAUUCUGAAACGGUCUGACAAGUCAAAACCUGUGUUUCGGAACCACAUUGUAGCAUGUGUGUUUGGAGAUGCCCAAUCAGCCCUCAUUGGGCUCCGGAACUUUGUGAUGCCCCUGAGAGCCAGCAACUACACCCGGCAAGAGCUAAAGGACAUUGUGUUUAUCGGGGCUCUGGAAUACUUCCAGAGAGAAUGGCGAUUUCUCCGGAACUUUCCCCAGAUAUACAUUUUUCCUGGAUCUGCACUGUACACUGGAGAUCUGCAUGCGGUCAGCAUAGAGCACUGUUCCAUGUGUGCGAUCUUAGCAUCCCCGUACAAGCCACUGAGCAGCCAGAUUCUGGUGGACACUGAGACUAUCACGGCCACCCUCAACAUCCAGUCCCUGCGGAUCAGCUGCCCUACCCCGAUACCUUCAGUGCCAGGAGCCAGUUCUGCAUCCAGCUUCAGUAAAUACCAGGAAAGAAGAUACCAGCAGAUCCCCAUUCUCACUGAACUGAAGAAUCCCUCCAACAUCCACUUGAUUGAGCAAAUGGGUGGAAUGAACGGGACACUCAAAGGAGCGAGGCUGCAUCUCAGCACUUCCUUCGCCAGGGGUACUGUCUUUUCAGACAACUUCUUGGAUUCUCUUCUGGCCACGGCCUUCUAUAACCAUCAUGUCCUGGAAUUACUUCAGAUGCUAGUGACAGGAGGUAUCAGCGCUCAGAUGGAACAGUGUUUGGUUCAGGACAAGUACUACGGGAUACAUGAAGACAGUGACACAAUCAUGUCUAGAAGGUCGCGGUGUAAGCUGGGGCUUCUUUCUUUAGAAAACACCAUUCUAUCAGACAUUGAGCCAAGGAAAACCUUUGGACAACUGUUCUGUGGCUCCUUAGAUAAUUACGGGAUCCUAUGUGUCGGCUUAUACCGUGUGAUGGAUGAAAAGAAACAGAACCUGGAACACAAAAGGGGAGUAUGCUGAUUUGAAAAGUACUAGAUACUUUUUAAGUAUGAGAACCAAGGCCACUUUGUCUCAUGAAAGCCAUGUCCAGAGCUUUAAACCAGGAGCAGGAUGUAGGGGCUAGAUAAUGGUGUAAGAAUAUGGAAGACUGUGGUCAGAAUCCCAUGAACAUUAACCUUGUAAGGAGACUACAG
Molecule: messenger RNA, 3059 nt
Organism: Microtus ochrogaster (prairie vole)
Lineage: Eukaryota; Metazoa; Chordata; Mammalia; Rodentia; Cricetidae
Gene: Kcnu1
Product: potassium calcium-activated channel subfamily U member 1
Exons: 26
Coding region: 1-2886 (961 amino acids)
Biological process (GO): potassium ion transmembrane transport
Cellular component (GO): membrane
Molecular function (GO): potassium channel activity
Source: RefSeq, a predicted model, not a curated record